This is a messenger RNA of Aethina tumida (small hive beetle), 628 nucleotides long. RefSeq lists its product as uncharacterized. Gene Ontology annotation, cellular component: nucleus. The transcript is spliced from 3 exons. The record is from RefSeq and is a predicted model, not a curated record. NCBI's taxonomy places the organism in Eukaryota, Metazoa, Arthropoda, Insecta, Coleoptera, Nitidulidae. Bases 115 to 450 code for a protein of 111 amino acids. Gene Ontology annotation, molecular function: zinc ion binding.
UGUUGGUAGCAACAGAUUUUUUACAUUUCUGUCAAAAUAAUUUUCAAGAAAUAAAAACAAAUACUCUCAUUUUAUAAUAGUGUUUAUACACAGCGUACAGGAAUUUUUAACAAAAUGGGAAGUUAUGGUAAAGCGGUGAUGACAGGAUUUAUUUGUAGACUGUGUUCUGAGCCAAAAAAAGUCGUUGUGCACUUGUACAGCAUACGAGCGAAACAACUGGGCCUAAUGGAAAAAAUAACUUUGCUUCCCAUUACGGUGGAGAAAUAUGAUAAUUUGCCAAAAACAAUUUGUGAAGACUGUAUAAGUCGUCUGGAGGUGCAAUUUAAUUUAUUACAAAAGAUAAAAGAAAGUGAUACCAUUCAUAGAACCCACACACUUUUACAUACUAAUGGACGAUGUCCGCCUCUCUGCCCUCUCCAUGGUGUAAAUGAUCCACCAAGUACUGUAUAAGACGUCACACUCAAUCCACACACCCUAAGCAAAAUGGUAAGGAGGUAUCUUUUCACAUAAACCAGGAGUUUACCUAAUUUUUUUAUUGUAAAUAGUUCAAAUUUUAUUUUAUUAAUUGAAGCUUUUCAUCUAUAUAUUAUUUGUAACUUUUAAAAUUAAAUUAAAUGGUAGGGAAAUA